GAGUUGCCGCUUUUUCUCCAUCGCAGGGCAUCAACGCACGAAGCGUGAACUCCACAUAAAACGCCCCUCCCCCACAAAAAAACAAAGCUCAACACCCGACACCAACGCGUACCAAAGUGUGUCGCAUCUCAACCAGACCGGCACAUAUUUCAGCUCCUUCAUAGCGUGCUCGGGAGGGGAAUGCCACCAAAGCGGCCACUUCGACGGCCGCCAGGACCUGCGGUGCCGCCUCGCACCGUCCUGCACACGCAGCAGUUAGUUCUUUUCAGCAGCCCAGCAGUUGGCGGGCCAACAAAGCCGCCCCUUUCCACAAAUCGGCGCACGCCGGGCAACUCCUCCGCUUCCGCUGCGGCGGCCCCGGCUCCUUCUAGCAAAAGUCGGAGCUCUUCUCAACGCCGGCCAGCACCGACCUCCUCCUCCACUUCUUCUACUACAGCACAGCGCCGUCCUGCGGCUGAGUAUGAGCCACUUCCCGAGCAGUACCAGGCCGUUCCGUGCGCACCGACGCCGUUUCUGUCCGACGUCGCCCCAACUACCGCAUCGCUGCACGGGGGCCGGGUGCCGUCCCCACCACCGUCGCGCAGUGCAGACUUCAGCACCAGCAGCAGCCGCAAAAGUGGCGGCGGCGGAGUCGUCGCGUCCGGCUCCAGCAGCCGCGUUGUUCGUCUGCUGCGCGAUGCCCGCGCCGCGGUGCAGGACCCGAUUCGUCCAGAGACGCCGGUUGACUCCUUCGGGGCUUUAAGUGGCACUAAUACCACCACCGCUGCUUCUGGUUUUCGAGUUGCCAAGGGAGGUGCGGCGAGCGCUGCUGGCUUUCCGCGACAGCCACCACAUGGCCUCGAACCACGCCUGCGCAGACGGCUGCCGGCGGGUGGGCGGCUGGCCCCUAUGCCACCACCACCGCAAUCCUCCGCUUUUCUGGAGGCACAUUCUGCGUCCUCCUCCUCGACCUCGCCGCUGCAGCGUUCCUCUCCGGUGUCGCUGCCCGUGACGGGGCUGUCAUCGCAGAUUGAUGUGCGUGCCCACAGUCUCGGCAGCAACGCCUCACCACCUGCGACCGCGGCCACAUCGUCGAGCUCCGUGGCCGCCGUCACUGAUGGUGGUUUCGACGCGGAGUCGUUUGCGAAGCUGUAUGCGGCCGCACAGCAGCGGGGGGAGGAGGGUCUCGUGGACUGUGCCAACUUGCUUGGGCAGCUGAAGCAGUGGCUUGCCGCCACUUCCGUCGCUGCCGCUCCCCACUCGCUGGGUGCGGCCGCUACGGCCUGUGUGCAAGCCACCCUACUGCACUUCUGCGAAUACUGGCCGACCGGUGCCGCCCUGCGCAACGCCAUCGACAACUACACCGCGCUGGAAGGCGCCAACUUCGACGCGACGCUGACCGGCGACAGCGUGCCGCUCGGUCGAUCGCUAACCACGUCCACUCCACUGAACUACGCCGAGGUGGCGUUGCUGGCGGCAGCAGUGAUGUUGAGCAGUUACCCGCCAUCCUCGCUCGUCGCGGAGCCCAUUUCUUUUCACGCCCUUCUCACGGCUCUGCACACCAUCGCAGAGUGCGGAGUGGCGGAGUGGAUUGCGCAGGAGUCACCCAUCGUGGAGGUGUUGAUGGAGGUGCUGCACGUGCUGACUACCACGAUACAGCACCGCAGCGAUGCCGCCGCUGUGGACGUGGCGUGCAGGCGUCAGCAGUGGACGCUGUGGAUCCUAGACAUCUUUGCGUGCUGCUGCGAGGAGGCGUUCCUUGCUGCUUCAGCCAGUACGACAGGCGCGAGUGGUCAAGCGGCGGGAUCGCCUUCGUCGAGUCUCGGUGUAAGUGCGAGCAACAACAGUGAGCAAGACAUGAUUCGCGGGCACGGCUUAGCGGAUGAUGUCACGGACAAAGCAGCACAGGGCCAGCAACGAGUGCUGUCGGCUUCGUUGAUGUCGUCCACCGCCUCCCUGCACCGCGUUGCAGCAGGCUCGCCAAGUCAGCCGGGCUCUCAUUCUCCCAUCAGCAGCUUUCGCAUCUCCCAAGGCUCCCCGUUAAGUCUACUGCGACACGGCAACGGCGGUGAAGGAGGUCAGCGGCAGCAGCCGACACCGUUAAAUGCUCUGAAGGCUCUCACGACGCACCUUUUGUCGCGCGGUCUGCUCAGCAACCUGCAGCAGCUCAGCGCGGACGCUCUGGAGCAACAAGCAGUCACAACGGCGUCGUCUGUGCCUACCGUUUCGCUUCUUCCCGUAAUUGGCUCUUUGUACCGCCUCCUGGCGCAGUUUCACGCCGCGUCGCUGCGCGCCAGCGGUGUACUCCACACCCUCGUGUCAAUGCUGCAGGUCGGGUCCACUGACAGCGCCACGGCGGAGUCUGCCGCACGGGCAUUGGUGAAGCUAACGUUCGACGAGGAGUGUCUGCACGACAUGCGAGAGAUGGGGACGACGCUGCUGGACGCCGCGGCGCACGCGCUGCUCACGCAGAUGCGUUUGCACGCGGAUGCGACGACGAAGGCGUCCAUUGAGCUGUUCGUGUCGCGUGUGUGCGGUGUCGUGGCCCGUGUCGCGGAGGGCAGCGCCGCCCUGCAGGAGCACCUCGCCACACCAGCCAUGACGCACGUCCUCGAAGUCCUCGCCCAGCGUUACUUGGCGGGGCCGAGCACUACCGCCGAUAUUGCAGCGGACAGCGGCGCACCACCGCAGCUGCCGCCCACGCCUGUCGUCCAAGCCAUUGUAUGGGUGCUCGGCAUUGCGGCCAUGUCUCCCAGAUGCUCGCUGCACCUCGUCGAUAACGUCACACCACUUCUCGUCAGUCUGCUGCAGCGACUGCGGGAGCUGCCUGCCACGCAGACGACGGCGAUUUACGUUCUCAUGUGUCUGAGCAACCUCUCCUACUUUUUUAACCGCUUUGAGCUGCUGGCCGAGGCGGUCGCGGUCGAAGGGGAAGGAGACGUUGCGGCGCACGCGGAGUGGCUGCCGACCAUCUGCAGCGCACUCUGCUUCUCCUUGGCUGCGUACUUGUUCGAAGACAGCGUGGAGGCGACGGUGGAGGCCACCCGCAUCUUGGGCAACAUCAGCUACACGAACGCCGGCCGUGACUGGAUGGAGGCAAAUCGCUGCGACGAGGUCGUCGUCAUCUUCCUCGGCCACGAGGACCUGCGCAUUGUCUACAACUGUUGUGGCAUCCUGCUGAACUUGACGGCCGCCUCGCCGUGCCGGGUGGUGGAGGAGCCGGAGCUGCUGCAGAUGAUGCUGUCUUACACGGCACGCUACACGAAGGACGAGACGAUAGCGGCGGCAGCGGCGCUGGAAAGGCAGCGGCUGCGGAAACAGUUGCGGGCUGCAUCAGGGAGAGACGGUGCGGGAGGAGCGGCAGAGGCAGAAGAGGAGUUUGCGACCGAGGCGAGCAGUAGCGCCAGUCAGAUUGCGGACUUGGUGGAAAAGCUACUGCACAACGUGAAAGGGUUGCUUGCGCUGACUGUGCCUACGACUGGCGCGGAGGAUAUCUAG
Molecule: messenger RNA, 3477 nt
Organism: Leptomonas pyrrhocoris
Lineage: Eukaryota; Euglenozoa; Kinetoplastea; Trypanosomatida; Trypanosomatidae
Exons: 1
Coding region: 181-3477 (1098 amino acids)
Biological process (GO): cilium organization
Molecular function (GO): protein binding
Source: RefSeq, a predicted model, not a curated record